GCUCUUUCAGAUUCAGAGAUUAUUGCUAGAGCUAGUAGGUUAGAGAUUUCUUUUGGGGAGUCACAUGAUCAUCAAAAAAAUUCUAUUAAUUUACUUAAAUCGACUGAAUUAGAACGGGCAGCUACUAUACUUAAAAAUGAUGUUGUUCCUCUAUGCGAUGCGGAUGGAGACCCUCAUUCGUUGUUGGUCUCCAAUCCGUCUGAUCUUUGUGUGGAUUUUGAUGCGGAUAAUCUUGGGGUGGCAACUGAUCAUACGGAUCUGCUUCCUAAGGGUAUCCCAAAGCGGCAACGUAAGAAAAAGUCUUACGAUCUUUCAGCGGUCCGUCGCAGUACACGGCAGCAUAAACAAAGAAAUUUCUCCUAAUGAAGGGUUUAUUUUGGAAUAGUGAGGGACUUCGUGACCCUGCCAAACACCGACUGAUUCAGGAGAACAUUCAUGAGCAGCAGCUAGACUUUAUUGCUUUAUUUGAGACAGGGCGUUCUAACUUUACUGGUCCUUUUUUGAAACAUCUGGCAAGCGGUUUGGCCUAUGAGUGGUAUGUGUUACCGCCUCAUGGUCGCUCUGGCGGUAUUUUGGUUGGUUUUAAUACAAUUAAUCUCCAAGUCAAAAGAGUUGAUACGGGAGACUAUUGUAUUAAAUUUCACCUGCGCUCAAAAUUUGAUGGAUUUGAGUGGGUUCUGGUCCCGGUUUAUGGGGCGGCUCAAAACAUUCAUAAGUCGGAUUUUUUGGCGGAGCUUGUGAGGAUUUGUGAAUCUGAACCGUUGCCCUUGGUGGUCGGGGGUGAUUUUAAUAUUAUUCGGCGUCAAGAGGAGAAAAAUAAUGAUAAUUUUAAUGCCAGAUGGCCUUUUAUUUUCAACGCCAUUAUUGAGAGCCUAGAUUUAAGAGAAAUAGUUCUCUCGGGCCGUCAAUAUACUUGGGCGAGUCGUCGGGACAUCCCAACAUAUGAGAAGUUGGAUCGUGUUCUGACUAGCGUUGAUUGGGAGCAAAAGUUCCCCUUGGUGACGGUUCAUGCUCUGACUCGUGCGAGUUCGGAUCAUACUCCCCUUCUUCUUGAUUCCGGGGAUCAGGCGCACCCGGGUAAUAAAGCUCAAUUUUUGUUUGAGUUAUCCUGGUUGCGGCAAGAGGGCUUCUACGAGAUAGUGGCAGCUGAAUGGGCUGUAUGUCGUGGAGGCUCCUCGCCCAUUGAGAGAUGGCAAAAUAAAAUUAGACAUCUUCGUCGCUUCCUUCGUGGUUGGGCAAAGAAUCAAAGUGGACUUUAUAAGAAAGAGCGUGAUCGUCUGCUUCAUAUCAUUGAUACCCUCGACGUAAAAGCUGAAUCCUCUCCGCUCUCUGCUACUGAGCGAGAUGCGUUGCGUGAUGCCAAUGAUUUUGUGUCCAAGCUGCGCCGGGAUGAGGAAUCCAAAUGGGCGCAACGGGCAAAAGUGAAGUAUGUCCAGGAGGGUGGAAGCAAUGCAAAAGAAAUUCACCUUGUUGCCAAUGGUAAACAUCGUAAGAAAAAAAUAUUCCAACUCGAGCAGGAUGAAGGUAUUAUUGUGGGACAGGAUAACUUGCGUGUUUUUAUUACAGAUUAUUAUAAGAAACUAUUUGGAACACUGGUUUCGAAUUCUUUCUCGCUUAUGGAAGAGAAUUUGCAGGGAAUUACCCUUGUUACGCUAGAUGAAAAUAACAUUCUGGUAGCUGACUUUACUGAAAAGGAGGUUCAUGAUUCGAUUUUUUGAGAUGGAGCAUAAUAAGGCUCCUGGGCCUGAUGGGUUCCCUGCGGAGUUCUAUCAGGUUUUUUGGAAGGUUAUAAAAGUUGACUUGUUGGCCUUGUUCGUCCAACUUCAACAUGGGGAGCUGCCAUUGUUUAAAUUGAACUUUGAGGUUAUUACCCUUAUUCCUAAAAAAGAAAAUGCUGUUCAGAUUCAGCAGUACAGACCCAUUUGUUUUCUUAAUGUUAGCUUCAAGAUUUUCAAGAAAGUCGGUACAAAUCACAUUUCUAGGAUCGCCCAAGGCGUGAUUUGACCAACUCAAACGGCCUUUAUGCCCGGUCGUCAUAUUCUUGAGGGGGUGGUUGUUUUGCAUGAGACCAUUCAUGAGCUUCAUCGUAAGAAAAUGAAUGGUGUUCUCUUCAAAACUGAUUUUGAGAAAGCAUAUGACAAGGUCAAAUGGUUUUUUCUCCAGCAAGC
Messenger RNA from Brachypodium distachyon (stiff brome), 2168 nucleotides. RefSeq lists its product as uncharacterized. Lineage: Eukaryota; Viridiplantae; Streptophyta; Magnoliopsida; Poales; Poaceae. Bases 363 to 1718 code for a protein of 451 amino acids. The record is from RefSeq and is a predicted model, not a curated record. Gene Ontology annotation, molecular function: catalytic activity. The transcript has a single exon.